This is a messenger RNA of Xyrauchen texanus (razorback sucker), 2714 nucleotides long. Its product is annotated as polyunsaturated fatty acid lipoxygenase ALOX12-like. Gene Ontology annotation, biological process: lipid oxidation; linoleic acid metabolic process. Lineage: Eukaryota; Metazoa; Chordata; Actinopteri; Cypriniformes; Catostomidae. Gene Ontology annotation, molecular function: arachidonate 12(S)-lipoxygenase activity; iron ion binding; protein binding. The coding region runs from base 315 to 2327 and encodes 670 amino acids. The transcript is spliced from 15 exons. The record is from RefSeq and is a predicted model, not a curated record.
UCUAAAGAAAAUUGUUUGAUGGACAGAGAACUGGUCGGAGUGGGGGAAGGGAGGGAUUGAGGAUAGCAGGUAUGUAGGAGGAGACCAGUGGAGACAGGACAUUACAAAGCAAACAUGCAUUUCAGCUCAAUAUUCUGUGUACAACAGGGUGUGCAAAAGUUUAACAUGAAAGGAGGAAAUUGAAGCUGCUUGAAAGAAAAAAGAUUGUGAACUGGAGAAGAGGAAAGAGGCAAGAAUAUCUGCAGCACAGAGGAACGUUUGUAAAAGCAGAGAAGGGGCAACCGAGCGAAAUAUAAUCUUUCCACAACAAAAAGAUGGAAUACAAAGUGACGGUGGCCACAGGAACCUCAGAAUAUUCAGGAACCAAUAACUAUAUCUUUGUGACUCUGGUUGGUGAGAAAGGAGAGAGUGAGAGAACAAUGCUGGACAAUCCAGGCUUGGACUUCUGUAGAGGGGCGGUGGAUGAUUACAUAGUCAGAUGUGCAGCUGAUUUGGGUCGCCUGAUACUGGUGCGACUGGAGAAGAAAAAGUACUGGGUGGAGGAUAACUGGUUCUGCAAUUAUGUGAAAGUCAGUGUACCUGGUGAAAUAUCCAGCCAUACUUUCCCUUGUUACCGCUGGCUAGUUGGAGAUGGAGUGAUGGUAGAGCUAAGAGAAGGCACAGCUAAAAAGCUCAGUGAGGACUCCUUGCCACAGGAGAUAGCUCACAGAAAGGCUGAGCUUCAGGAGAGGCAGAAAACAUACAGAUGGCUUACAUGGGCUCCUGGCAUUCCAAAAUGCAUUGACUGCAAGACAGAGGCAGACCUCCCCCAGGAUGUCCGCUUCGACAACGAGAAGCGCAGUGACUUUGUGAGAUCCCUGCACAUUGCACUUUUGGAGCUCUCACUGAAAAAAUUGGCAAUAAAGUUUGGAAAGUCCUGGGAUGACCUGGACGACUUCAAAAGGAUCUUCUGGAAGUUAAGAAGCCCUUUAGCUGAAUACACCAUGGAGCACUGGAGAGAAGAUGGAUUUUUUGGUUACCAACUCCUCAAUGGCUCAAAUCCACGGAUGAUUAAGAGGUGCAGAGCGCUGCCUUCUAACUUCCCUGUCUCUGGAGACAUGGUGCAGUCCUCUCUGAUUCCUACAACCACUCUGAAGGAGGAACUCAAGAAAGGAAAUAUAUUCCUGGUUGAUCAUGCUAUAGUGGAUGGGAUUCCUGCUAAUGUAAUCAGAGACCAGAAGCAGCACAUAGCUGCCCCACUCUGCUUGCUGUAUGAGCACCCUGAAAAAGGCCUCAUUCCUAUUGCCAUACAGCUUGAACAGAAACCUGAUAAGGACACACCCAUAUUCCUUCCUAGCGAUCCACCUCUGGCCUGGUUAUUGGCUAAGAUAUGGGUUCGUCAUGCUGAGUUCCAGGUUUUUCAAGUGUUAUCACAUCUGCUACGUACUCACUUGGUGGUUGAAGUGAUCUGUGUGGCCACACUGCGACACCUACCUGCUGUUCACCCUAUAUAUAAGCUGUUGACUCCUCACCUGAGGUUUACACUUGAGAUUAACAUUCGUGGCAGAACACAGCUCAUCUCACCAGAUGGCAUCUUCAAAAGGGUGGUAUCAACAGGUGGAGAAGGACUGUUGAUUCUGGCACAGAGGGAGUAUGAAGUACUGACCUAUCGCUCCCUUCAGCCUAAAUUAGACUUCUUGGACAGAGGAGUUACUAAACUGAGAGGCUAUUUCUACAGGAACCAUGCCAUGAUGCUGUGGGAUGUGAUUCAAAACUUUGUUUCAGGAAUAGUUUCCCUGUACUACAAGAGUGAUAGAGAAGUGGAAAAGGAUGCAGAACUUCAGGCGUGGAUUAAAGAUGUGGCUAUGGAGGGCUUUGUAGAUGUGCCUCAUUUUGGUCUAGCCAGUGAGCUGAAGAGCAAAGAUGAGUUAAUCACCCUGUUGAAUGUGGUGAUCUUCACCAGUACAGCACAACAUGCUGCCACCAACAACGGACAGUUUGAUUGGUGUGCAUGGGUACCCAAUACUCCCUGUACCAUGCGGCAGCCCCCACCAAGAGACAAGGAUGCUGUUACAAUGGGCUUAAUUAUGGACACACUCCCUGAUAUAAGCCAGUCCUGUGUUCAGAUGGCCAUCACAUGGCAUUUGGGUCGGGCACAACCAGAUGCAAUCCCAAUGGGGCAGUAUGUGGAACAGUACUUCACUGAGCCUGCUGCUUUGAAGGUGAUUGACACAUUCAGAAAGGAACUGCAAGUCUUGGAGGAGCACAUUAUGGCUCAGAACGAGGGACUAGAACUACAGUACCUUUAUCUGUGUCCAAGCCGCAUAGAAAAUAGCAUCACCAUUUAGAGAAAAAUCUCUAAUUCUGUUCUGUAUAAUUAGAAUUAAUUGGCAUACUCUUGGCUCAUAAUGUAUGAUUACAAAAAUCCAGUGAGGUGAAUUAAUACAGAAGAAAUCCUUGUUGCUGCUUUUCCAUAUAUACUACAUUGCAUUUCCCCUGAACAAAUUCAAUACUCUGUUAAAAAUUAAUCUGGGGUGAAUGAUCAUACUAGCAGGCUCACUGAGUGAGUUUUCUUUUUGCAAAUGUCACGAGGAAAAUAGGCAGUUGAGGAGGUUUGAAAGGCCUAUGGUUCUAAUUUGAUAAUCUUCUGAGCAGCAGAUUAAAACAUUUGAAUAAAACCAAUGCCUUGCCUAGACAUAGCUGACACAAGAGCUUUAUUAGGAGAAUUGUGGCAG